GGUUUUCUCCGCUGCCCAGGUCCACGAGGUCUCCUAUAAACGGGGGCUGCCGCUCCAGCGCUGCACAAUAAUACUCUUCUCUCUGUCUCUCAGAGCCGAAAACUUGUCUUGAUUUCGCUUUCUCGUCAAAGGAACCGGGAGCCCUGGAGAUUGACCCUGAUUACUACCCCUUUCUGCAUAUAAAAAACUGAGAUUCUUCCCAUUGUUCUUGUUCUCAACCUUAAAACGCCACACAGGCAGCCAAAAUGUCCAUUGCAUCUCUUCCCGUGGAAUUGAUCUCAAAGAUAUGUAACCAUCUAGAUCCCCAGCAAUGGGUCGCUCUGAGGUUAUCAUGCCGCGCAUUGUACGAAAACUCACUUGAGAAUUUCGCGGAAACCUAUUACAAAAGCAUCCGUUUCAUUGUGACAAGCGAAAGUCUCCACGAAUUGGAAGAACUAUCCAAGUCAACUGGUCUCCGCGAGCACGUCCAAGAGCUUUGGAUGAUACCAACCGUGUUCAGUGGCACUGAAAAGCCCAUCGGCAUGGUAUCUAUAUCAUCAAAAAGCUGCCGACAAGUGAAAGGCGACGGGCUGAAUACGCGACAUGCCGUUCACAAAGCGAUGAUCGUGGAUAAUUCCAACCUGCUGAAAUCAGAAACAUUCAGUGUUCGACUUCGGGAAUGCAUGGAUCGAUUUCAAAACCUCCAAACAAUAGGACUCGCACAUUACAGCACGGAAUUUUUGCUUGAUCCACGGCAGCAGACAGUUUCAUUCCUGGGAAGGCGACAAAUGAUGAGCCAACUUGAUUUUCGAUUCGAUGUUUACAGCCUGCAAUCCUUGACCCACACCAAUAAGAACAGUCAGAUAAGGAAACUGAACUCUUUGGCAUUAUCGAAGCUUUUUCUUGCGUUAUGUGGCUCAAGCUGCAAACCCCGAAAGCUAUAUACCUGCGAUUCUAAUUUCUGUGGUGAUAUCGGCCCCAAAAUUGCCCUCCCUGAAGAACAAUUUGACACUCUACUGUCUGCUUUAAACAGCCUAGAGGAUCUUCAUUUAUGUAUUGAUCUCAAUGAGGCCGCCUGGCUGAAGCUUAUCACGAACCUUGCACCUCAGUUGGAAAGACUGACUUUGUCGCAAGAUCAUAUGCCUGCCUAUCCUGCAAAAAGCUACGUUGGGAACAUGUUCCAUGGAAUUAACUUCACUCGACUCCGGGAGCUUCAUAUUCAUGAGCUAGAUAUCUAUUUCAACUCCUUAAAAUCACUAUUGCUUGGUGUAAAGAAAAAUUUGGUCAUUCUUACACUUGAGCGAGUGACAUUACGUAGUGAGGAGUUGAGAGCUGCAGAUGAUUCUGCUUUGCAACACAAGGAAUCCCCCAACCACCAAGAAAAUCAAAGCUCUACCCCGUUAAUGCCUACCUACACACCUGACGGCCCUGGAUUUGUUCCCACUUCACCAGGCUUUCAUCCAACAUCGCCAUCGUAUGGACCAACAUCGCCGUCGUUUGUACCAACAUUGCCAUCCAUUCAGCCAACACUGCCAUUAUUUUCACCAACGUCGCCAUCAUUUCAACCAACAUCGCCAUCGUACACACCAGCUCCGCCGCCAGCAGCCGAACCGGAACUACCAGAAAGCGUUCCCCCAUCCCCACAACAUUCCUCGAUUUCCGAAUCAUCUGAGCCAAUGACAAAUGAAUAUCUAAUGGCAAACCGGUCAUCCAUUUAUCACCCAUAUUCUCCACCUGAACUUGCUGGUUCAGUCUGCCCGACCUUGGAAACCCGAAUGGCAUGGAAACGCAACGAACAAAAGGUGACUUGUGUGUCUAGCCUUUUAGACAUUUUACAGAACGAGCUAUCUCUAGAAAUACUCUCAUUGGAAGAUAUUGUCUGUGACGGCAAUUAUUAUUAUUUCAAAAGAGUCAGCGAUGGAAUCGAACAAAGUGGCCGAGUGGAUUUUGACAUUCGCAGCGCUGGUAUUUUGUUGAGAGAAUGGAUUUCCGAUUUGAGGCCAGAGGCUUCCUGUCCGGGAUAUCGCAUUCUAGGCCUAAAGGAAUACGAAGAAAUGGAGGAUUGGUUCGACAAAAUGAUAGGAAAGGACAGCGGGUCAUUCAAUAGGUUGGACUGUGACUGCAAAAAAAAAGAGAAGUCGUUGUGGAGAUGUCCAUUUGGAUGUCAUCGAUAUUAGGAACAUUUGAAUAAGACAUCUUACACGUACCACACCGACUGUACAUUGUGACACACUUCCAGAGUCUCAAUUUCCUCGAACAUUGAAUCUUAUACUAGUAUUGAGAGCACGAAAAACAAAAUGAUCCUCAUGCAUGUGAGGAUAUGUCUCAAUUUCAAAGCAAGUAAAUAGUUGACAUCGAUAGUCCUAUACGUAUAUAGUACCUAAGUACAUAUCCACAAUCCAUGAUU
Messenger RNA from Aspergillus ruber CBS 135680, 2386 nucleotides. RefSeq lists its product as uncharacterized. The record is from RefSeq and is a predicted model, not a curated record. NCBI's taxonomy places the organism in Eukaryota, Fungi, Ascomycota, Eurotiomycetes, Eurotiales, Aspergillaceae. The coding region runs from base 246 to 2156 and encodes 636 amino acids. Gene Ontology annotation, molecular function: protein binding. The transcript has 2 exons.